UUAGCAACUUGCAUUCCAGAUAUUCAGGGGCAAAAUUCAGACAGCUCCCGAUUUACUCCAGUUAGGUGAGUAUACUAUAUCAUUUCCAACAGCUUCAUCUCAUGGCAUGAUCAAUCAAGAUGUCAAUAGGAGAUGGACGCAAAAUGAGCUUUUAGGAAUCAAACUGAAUUGGUGGACAACUACUCAAGGAAUUGGCUACAACUCUAUACAAGCAUGCCAAAAGAAAAGGAAGGUCAGUACAGGAAGGACUAGCUAAUGACCAAUGAAUAGAGAAUAUCAGACACAACCUCACAGUUUAGCUAGUCAAGGAGUACUUUGAGGUAUUCUACCAAGUAUGGAGCAACGACAUCACCCUCACGGAAGGUGCCGACGAUACCAUAACUUCAAGAUGGAUGAGCAAUGGAAAACACAGUGUGAGGUCAACCUAUAUAGCACAAUUCAACGGAAGGAUAAACUCAACUGCAGCAAAAAUAAUUUGGAAACAAUGGGCACCCUCCAAAUGCAAACACUUUGCCUAGCUAUUGCUGCAAAAUAGGAUUUGGACAACAGAUCAGCUAUAGAUCAGAUAAUGGCCAAACAACUAUUUCUAUCAACUAUAUUAUAGGAAUUUAGAAACAGCUCAACAUCUCUUCAAAGAUUGUCCUUUGACAGAUUUGGGAGAGGGUCCUAAGUAGGCUGAACUGCAAUGAAAUUGACAUGACACAUGAUGAAAAUGAGCCGCUGUUGGACUGGUGGAUUAAGAGAACAUCUCAAGGUGGGAAAGACAAAGCCAAAGAAAACAAAUCAGUCCACAUGCGGGUAGCAUGGGAAAUACGGUGUGAGUGGAAUAGACGUGUGUUUCGAAAUCAAGAAAAAACUCUGAUGCAGCUGCUGGAUAAGAUACGCUGCUGGACAAGAUACAAGAUAAAAUCAAGUUAUUGAGAAUAUGUGGAGCAAAAAACAUCUCGAGAUUAUCCGCCUAAGACUCAGUUUUUCUUCUUUUCCCUGUCUUCCUUUUCUCUGUUUUUCCCCAUCACCAUUGGUGAUCAUGUAAAUACUUUUUUUCCUACUUAAUAUAACACCAGCUUUGCUGGCUUCAGUUUCAAAAAAAACCGGCAGCAUCCAUCUCAGGUAAAACAGCUCAUCAAAUUUAGUAUUAUAAAGUUAAACCUCCAUCUGAAGCUGAAAAAACCACCUGGAAUUACCUACAGCCUUGCUAAAGAUUUUUUUUCUACGAAUAUAUAGAACAAUGAGGCUGCAAUUAGAGCACUAAACACAUGUCACAAAACCUCCUGUUUGUUUAUGGUUUCCCUAAAUUUGCAAACGCCAUAUGAACAUUCGUUCAUGCAUGCGUGCAUGCAGCAUAUAUUUUCCCAUGCAAUCCUCUCUUGUGUCUCCUACAUUCUCUCCUCGCCGUCGUCUCCUCCUCCUCCUCCUCCUCCACAUCGCCGGCCGGCCGCCGCCAUGGGUUGCGGUGGCUCCAAAGAAGCUGUGGCCACCGGCAACACCGUCGGCUCCACCGGCGGCAGAUCCAGCCGCCGCCUCUUCCGGCGGAAGUCCAGCGUCGUCGCCGCCGCCAACGCCGCCCCGUCUCACGCGCCGCCGCCGCCGUCCGACGAGAGCUCGGCCGCCGCCGUUGUCAAGGAAAGCAGUGUCAACGAAGAGGUCAAGGGGAAGGGCAAGGCGACGCCGAAAGAGAAGGCCAUUGAUGAGGAGAAGAAGGAUGUCGAGGAGAGCACCACGGCGGCCGCCGCCGAUGAGGUCGUCGUCAAGGACACCGGCGUAGUGAUCGUCGAGAAGACGACGACGGCGGCGGCGGCCAAGGCGACGCCGGCGGCCGUGAAGAAGAUCGUCGAGGAGAAGAAAAAGGAGGAGGCCAAGAACAAACAAGAAGCUGUCACCGAUGAUAAGAAGAAGGAGAAGGUGAUUCCGACCAAGGUCGCCAUUGAUGAGAAGAAAGAGGAUGUAGUAGUGCCAAUGAAGGAGGAGUUCGUCAAGGAGAAGGAGAAGAUCACUGACGCCAAGAACGACGUCGCAUCAACCGAGAAUGUCGCCGCCGUCGAUGAGAAAAUUAAAGCAGAGGAGGACAAGAACAAGAACAAGAACGACGACGAGGUUGUUGCCACGGCAACAAUGGAGGCAGCCGUCGAGGAGGAAGACGACGACGAGGCGGCAUUAGCCGAGGACGACGACGACGACGACGACGACGAGCAGCCCAACGACGACGAAAGCAUCACCUUCGCGGUUGCCCCCGUCGCCGAGGACGACGAAGGCAGCGUCACCUUCCCCGGCGCCCGUGCCCGGCCGGUCGUCGCCAACGCCGACGAGGUUCAUCAGGAGGAUGACGUCACUAGUGUCACCUCGCCGACGACUGCCCCGGCCACCCUGGAGAAUGACACCAGUAGUAGCGCCGCCGCCGCCUUCCCGGCCGCUGUCCCGGCGCCGGUGGCCGGCGAGGAGGUAGCACAACUAGAGCAACCUAGCUCUUCUAAGUCCAACAAUGGCGAAAUGGAGGCGGUGGCCGGAGUUGAUCAGGCAGAAGAUGCCAAGAAGGAGACAAGCAACAUUGAGGCGAUCAAUGUCGAACAGGAGGAGAUCAAGGUCGAGGAGGAGGAGGAGAAGAUCAUCGUCUCACAGGAGACAGAGGAGGAGGAGGAGAAAUCCGCUGUCAUUUCGAGAGAUGAGAUCACCAAGGUCGAAGUCGAACGCGAGGAGAUCAAGGUCGAACACGAGGAGAUCAUCGUCUCCCAGGAGACAGAGGAGGAGAAAUCCAUUGCCGUUUCGAAAGAUGACGAUGACGUUCCCAUUCCAUGUGCAGGGCAAUCAGAUGGGAAACAAACAAUUGAAUUGAAGGAGGCCAUGACAGCAACAAAAACGGAUGAAAAAGGAGAGGAGCAGGUCGCUAAGGAUAAAAAGGAUGACGAACAAGAACAACAAGCCACCGCCGCUCCAAUUGAGUCGCCGAAACAAGAACAACAAGCCACCGCCGAUCCAAUUGAAGCACCGCUGAAUUGAAAUUUGAAAAUGAGACGCAUCGUACCAAACAAAAUGCAUUGCUGCAUGCCUCCACGAAAUGUCCAAAUUUUCUCCCUUCAGUUUAUUAGCAAGAAACUGUACAUGAUGCUUAUCUGUUCUUGUUGGUUAAAUACUUCAUCUUCAACUGAGAUGAUGACUGCUAGUUUGUGCAAUUUCGAGUAUUUAA
This is a messenger RNA of Oryza sativa Japonica Group (Japanese rice), 3181 nucleotides long. RefSeq lists its product as uncharacterized. NCBI's taxonomy places the organism in Eukaryota, Viridiplantae, Streptophyta, Magnoliopsida, Poales, Poaceae. The record is from RefSeq and is a predicted model, not a curated record.